AUGUUUGCAGAAUCUCGUCGUGGUCUUCAUGGAAUCCAUAGAGUUCGUAGAUCGUCUCGUUACGAUCGUAGCACUAACAGUGGCAUUUGCUUUCCGAUCUUUUGCCCCUCCGUCAACCCCAAAUAUUUUUCGUCAACUCCUGUUCGUAUUUCCAAUUCUGCUGGUGCAACACCGGUUCGGGGGUCAGAGUGCGAAAUAAAGCUCCAGUCACCUUACUCUCCCGAAUUACCUCGGCCUCCGUCAGCCAAUAGUUUGGAAUAUACCCCGACUGGGAAAUUGUCUGAUACAGGUCCAAUUUUUUCCCCUCCUGGUCCCCCUGCAUCCCCAGUUCCUAGUCCCUCCGGAGAGUGCUGUUUCGCGCCAUCUCCUUCUCCUCCUUCAGCUAGCCCAAGCCCUUAUAUUCGUUUCAAAUUAAGGAAACGCAGGAAUGCAAUAUGCAGUCAAGCCCCAAUGGCAAAGGGGCUUCGAGAUUUCCUUGUCACCUACAUUGUAUCCCAUCUCACAGAUUCAAUGACCUCGUCUCUUAACCUCACUUCAUCCAGCUCCGCCACUCGAACAGCGGCAACAAUGAUGGAUGCAGAUGACAGUGAGCAGGAACCACACCAAACUGAGUCCUCUUUUCCUGAAGCUUCAGAUUCUACCACAAACAUGUAA
Molecule: messenger RNA, 654 nt
Organism: Rodentolepis nana
Lineage: Eukaryota; Metazoa; Platyhelminthes; Cestoda; Cyclophyllidea; Hymenolepididae
Source: the annotation of a GenBank genome assembly